GAUGAUUUUGCUCGCGUCGAUUCACUGUGUCGCACACACAGAUUUCGGUCGGUCCGCGGGUGUUCAGAAGUUUAGAUUUGCUGCUGGAAGAAAAGAAGAAUUCUGGAAUAUUUUCAACAUCUACUUUUCUUUCUUGCAUUGCGAUUUGUUACUGCUGGAGUAAUCGCCGUUUUGUCCGUCGAACUGGAAUCCGGAUUCCCCGGGACGGGUCGGUUCCGGACUUUUUUCUGGAUUCGUCGGGGAAGAUAGUGCAAGUGAUUUUUCUUCUCUGUUGGCUGACUGGCUGGAUAGGAACCGUGUGUGGUUUAUCGCUGGUGGUGCUUCGCUGGAGCUCUCACGACUCCGUGUGUGUAUGAGUGUGAAAAAAUGUCGUGAAUCAUUUUCUGGUCGAGUUACGGGAGCCAGCUUGGAAAAUCUUCUGGUCCAAGGAUAUUUUCCCGUCAUGGCGUAGAAAAAAGGUGGCCAAAUGAGUUGAGUUGGUGCUGUGGAGUUGAUUUACUAGUGGCUCUAGGUGGAGCUUGGUGCUUCGCCACCGCCGUGUGAGUGUUUCGUGAAGUGUGUUUGUCUUCUAUUGGGAAAGUGUUUUCUGAAGCUCGGAAGGUCGAAUCCGGAGCAAGUGCUCGAAGGAAGAAAGGGCGAUCCCGAGAGGAGUUGUCCUCCGGUGGGAGGCAGCAAACCUAGGAGGAGCAAGAGUGUUUACAUGUUUUGACAACUACUAGAGUUCUCUGGAAGAAAAUCAGUGCGCCGUUUGUGUGACAAAGAGUUUCUGGAGUCUGCUGGAGAUUUCCCAGCAGGAACAAGUCAUUUAUUGGAAGUAUUUUGCGGAUUGAUAAAACUGGAGCCGCCAGGAGGAAUAAUCAGAAUGGCGGACCUUUCGAGGCCGCCGUUCAGCGACAUCAAGCGGCCGGAAGAAGUGGUCAAGAUGACGAUGACGGACAAUCUGAAGUUUGCCGUCCUGAUCGGGCUGAUUGAGGUUGGCCAGGUCUCGAACCGGGAGGUGGUCAACACCGUUCUAUAUUUGCUCGUGGGCGGCGAAUUCGACAUGGAGCUGAACUUUGUCGUCCAGGAUGCCCAGAACGUGAAGCACAUGCUGGAACUGCUCGAUCACUGUCCGGCGAAUCUGCAGGCCGAAGUUUGGUCCGUGUUCAUCGCCAUCCUCAAGAAGAGCGUACGAAAUCUGCAGGCCUGCACCGAGAUCGGUCUGAUUGAGCACGUCCUGGCCAGGUUAUCGAGGGCAGAACCCAUCGUGGCUGACCUUCUGAUCGAGAUGCUGGGAGUGCUGGCCAGCUACAGUAUCACGGUCAAGGAGUUGAAGCUGCUAUUUGGAGCCAUGAAGGCCUCCAGUGGAAAGUGGCCCCGGCAUUCGGCCAAGCUGCUCAACGUCCUCCGACAGAUGCCGCACAGGAACGGGCCGGAUGUGUUCUUCAGCUUUCCGGGACGGAAAGGAUCGGCAAUCGUCCUCCCGCCUUUGGCAAAAUGGCCUUACGAGAACGGAUUCACCUUCACGACCUGGUUCCGGCUCGAUCCAAUCAACUCCGUCAACAUCGAACGGGAGAAGCCUUAUCUGUACUGCUUCAAGACGUCCAAGGGCGUCGGCUACACGGCCCACUUCGUCGGCAACUGCCUGGUGCUGACGUCGAUGAAGGUCAAAGGCAAGGGCUUUCAGCACUGCGUCAAGUACGAGUUCCAGCCGCGCAAGUGGUACAUGAUCGCGAUCGUGUACAUCUACAACCGGUGGACUAAGAGUGAGAUCAAGUGCCUGGUCAACGGCCAGCUGGCCUCAAGCACCGAAAUGGCCUGGUUCGUCUCGACGAACGAUCCUUUCGACAAAUGCUACAUCGGUGCAACGCCGGAACUGGACGAAGAAAGGGUGUUCUGUGGCCAGAUGGCCGCCAUCUAUCUGUUCAGUGAAGCGCUGACGACGCAACAGAUCUGUGCCAUGCACCGGUUAGGUCCCGGUUAUAAGUCUCAGUUCCGGUUCGACAACGAGUGCUACCUUAACCUACCGGAUAAUCACAAGCGGGUGAGUUUCGAGGGUGCCUUGCUGGCCGGCGGAGGUGGCGGCGGCGUCCUAGGUGGAGGCAGUGGUGCCGGCGAUGCUGCCAGUAGUGGCCUUUCGUCGUUCCAGCCGAUGCCGCCGGCCCCGAUCGAGUCCAACAUCCAUCGGAGUUUGGUGGCAAGUGGAGCCGCUGCGACCACUGCCGCCACCUCGUCCAAUGCCGCCUCCCAGCGCCAGGCAGCCCCGUCGUCGUCGAGUGCCCUGGCUGCCAGUAGUAGUGGUGGAGCAGCCGCCGGGUCGCCGCUAGAUGCUUCUUCCUCCUCCUCCGACGAACUGUUUGAUUUUGGCUCUGUCCUCUACGAUGGCAAACUGUCCAGUGGGAUCGUAUUUAUGUACAAUCCAGUGGCCACCGAUGGCCAGCUGUGCCUACAGUCCGCUCCCAAGGGCAAUCUGUCCUACUUUGUACAUACGCCACACUCGUUGAUGUUGCAGGACGUCAAAGCCGUGGUCACCCACUCGAUACACUGUACGCUCAAUUCGAUCGGCGGCAUCCAGGUUCUGUUUCCGCUGUUCUCCCAGCUCGAUAUGCCGUACGAGGGGACGGACGUUAAGAAGGAUCCGACCUUGUGCGCAAAGCUUCUUGGUUUUAUUUGUGAGCUUGUGGAAAGUUCACAAACCGUCCAACAGCACAUGAUUCAGAAUCGUGGCUUUCUUGUGAUAUCGUUCAUGCUGCAGCGCUCGUCCCGCGAUCAUCUGACGUCGGAAGUGCUGGGCUCGUUCCUUAGCCUCACCAAGUACUUGGUCACCUGCCUGUCGGCAAACUCGGACUUGCUCCUGAAACAGCUCUUCUGUUUCUCUUUCCUUACCUGGCAGCUGCUGGACCACGUGCUGUUUAAUCCAUCGCUGUGGAUCUACACUCCGGCCACGGUUCAAGCUCGUCUGUACGCCUAUCUGGCCACGGAGUUCCUCAGCGAUACCCAGAUCUACAGCAACGUUCGAAGGGUUUCGACGGUGCUGCAGACGGUGCAUACGCUCAAGUUCUACUACUGGGUAGUGAAUCCGCGGGCCAAGUCCGGGAUCACCCCGAAGGGUCUGGAUGGGCCACGGCCUGCGCAAAAGGAUAUCCUGGCCAUUAGGGCCUACAUUCUGCUGUUCUUGAAGCAGCUUAUCAUGAUCGGAAACGGGGUCAAGGAUGACGAGCUGCAGAGCAUCCUCAACUAUCUGAUGACGAUGCACGAGGAUGAAAAUCUGCACGAUGUGCUGCAGAUGUUAAUCUCGUUGAUGUCCGAACAUCCGAGCUCGAUGGUGCCAGCUUUCGACGUGAAACAUGGAGUUCGUACCAUCUUCAAGCUGCUUGCUGCCGAAAGUCAGCUGAUCCGGCUGCAGGCGUUGAAGCUGCUCGGGUUCUUCCUGUCCAGGAGCACUCACAAGCGAAAAUACGACGUGAUGUCACCGCAUAAUCUAUACACCCUGCUAGCGGAAAGACUUCUGCUGUACGAAGAGUCACUCUCGCUGCCGACUUACAACGUGCUGUACGAGAUCAUGACCGAGCAUAUCUCGCAGCAGAUUCUGUAUGCCAAACAUCCGGAACCGGAAAGUCACUACCGACUCGAGAAUCCGAUGAUCCUGAAGGUGGUCGCCACCCUAAUUCGGCAAUCGAAGCAAAGUGAACAACUUUUAGAGGUCAAGAAGCUGUUCCUAUCGGAUAUGACCUUGUUGUGCAAUAAUAACCGGGAGAAUCGUCGAACGGUGCUGCAGAUGAGCGUCUGGCAGGAGUGGCUGAUCGCGAUGGCCUACAUCCAUCCGAAGAACUCCGAGGAGCAGAAGCUGUCGGAUAUGGUUUACUCGCUGUUCCGGAUGCUGCUGCACCACGCUAUCAAGUACGAGUACGGAGGAUGGCGGGUGUGGGUCGAUACCUUGGCCAUUGUACAUUCGAAGGUUUCGUACGAAGAGUUUAAGUUGCAGUUCGCCCAGAUGUACGAACACUACGAGAAACAUCGGACCGACAAUAUAACGGAUCCGGCUUUGAGGCAGCAGAGACCAAUCAGUACGAUCAGUGGAUGGGAACGAGGUGCUGGUGGUGAUCGGGGAGGCGGAGGUGAUGAUGGAGGAGGGGGAAUGAAGAGUGAUGUAGGUGCCAUAGAGGCAACAAAGAAGUGUGUUUGUGGGCCGGAAGAGUCGGAGGGAGCUAAGAGCAAAGCUAGGCUGGUGGAGAAUGGUGAUGAUGAGGAAGACGACGAAGAGGAAGAAGAGGAGGAAGAAGAGGAGAUGGAUGACGAGCAGAUCGAAGAAGACAUAGAGGAGGAGGAUGAAGAUUUGUCACAAAGUGAUAUGAAAAAAGCAUUAGAGAUUGGAUCGCUGGAAGAGAAGAGGAGCGUAUCCGAACAGGUAGUUGAAACGAUUGUUGAAGAAAUUAUCAGCAAAUCGGAGAGCCUGUUGAAGGAUUCCGAUACGCUGACGGAAACAAGUGAAGAGCCUACGACCUCGUCUCCGGUUAUCAAGGAUGAAGAGAUUGAGUUGGCAGUCAAUGAAGUCGUUCAGGGUGUUCUUUCGCUGAAAACGUCGGGAAGCGCCCUGCAAUCGAAUAUGGCAGUAGGAGACGAUGCACUGAAUAACAACAGCAGCAGCACCGACAAUGUUUUGCAAAAGACUGAUAGUGUAGCGUCAAGUGCAAUAACUAGUGGUAAUAGCAACAAUUUAAACAAUAAUAAUCUUAGCAGUAGCAAUAGUGAGAGCGAUCAGGCGGAACCGCAAAGCGAAGAGCAAGUGAAAGCCAUGAUCUCCAACAUUGUCAACGAGAUGGUAGAAAACAGUCUGCAACAGUCUACGGCUGAUGCAAACGAUAAUCACGUCGUGAUUGUGGAAGCGAAUGAGCAGAGUGAAAUCGAAGCUCAAGUGAAGGAAGUGGUAGAAUCGAUCAUAACAGAUGCCGUCGUGCAGGCAGAACAGAUUUCAACACCCGAACCAGACCAGGAGCUGGAGCAGAUGAGUACCGAGUCGAGUCCGGAGAAGGGAGUAGCAUUCGUUCAAGUUGGAACGGUUUCAGCGGAAAUUGCUAGAGCUGAGUCCGGAAGUAGAGACAACUUGAUCGAGGAAGAUGAUCAGGAACUCGAAGAGGAAGACGAAGAUAGCGAGAUACCGGACACUCCGGCUACGGUCGCUACCGUUAUUCACAACGAUUCAAUUAUUCAAAGUGCAACCACUAGUGCCACAGUUCAACAGAGUUCUCUGCCACCGGCAGCAGCUGUUGGGAAGAAAUCGGCAUCGACCAGUACAACUACGGAUUCGCCAGCUGCCCACUAUGAAACUGCGGCUCCGACGAGUGGGCCAAGUAAACAACAACGCUCAAAAUCGGCCUCGACCCGUCCGAUGUUCUCGCCUGGCCCUACGAGACCUCCGUUCCGCAUUCCGGAGUUCAAGUGGUCCUACAUCCAUCAACGGCUGCUGUCCGACGUUCUGUUCUCCCUGGAGACCGACAUCCAGGUGUGGCGAUCCCAUUCCACCAAGAGCGUGUUGGACUUUGUCAAUUCCGCUGAGAAUGCAAUCUUCGUCGUUAACACCGUACAUUUGAUUUCGCAACUCGCCGACAACCUGAUCAUUGCGUGCGGAGGUCUGUUGCCAUUGCUGGCCAGCGCUACCUCCCCGAAUUCUGAGCUUGACGUUUUGGAGCCUACCCAGGGAAUGCCGCUUGAUGUGGCCGUAUCGUUCCUGCAACGACUGGUCAAUAUGGCUGACGUGCUGAUCUUCGCUAGUUCUCUCAAUUUCGGUGAACUGGAGGCGGAGAAGAACAUGUCAAGUGGAGGUAUUCUUCGACAGUGUCUCCGGCUAGUUUGCACCUGUGCUGUUCGCAACUGCCUAGAAUGCAAAGAGCGAACCCGAGGCCUCUACAACGGGAUGUCCCUCAAGGACAUUCCUGGAGGGGCACAUCUACAGGCACUGAUUCGAGGAGCCCAGACAACCUCAAAAACGAUCAUCGAAUCACUCUCCGGUCCAAUGAGCCCGGUCAAAGAUCCGGAGAAACUCCUCCAAGAUAUGGACAUCAACCGACUUCGCGCCGUUAUCUAUCGGGAUGUGAAACGUCUGUUCCAGGAGGAAACCAAGCAAGCGCAAUUCCUCUCGCUGGCCAUCGUCUACUUCAUCUCGGUCCUGAUGGUGUCCAAAUAUCGGGACAUCCUGGAACCACCGCCGGAACUGCAAAUCCACCGGAACUCAUCGCCGGUAACGCAGCGAGCAACUCCAACGCAGGUAGAUUCCGGCAAUCGACCAUUGUUCCCGCAGUGGUCUCACCAUGUGUAUCCCCAGUUUCUGCCGGGUUCACAUCCCAACCACCAGGCGGCAGCAGCAGCGGCAGCGUCCGGCUCGUCUGCCUUCGUGCCAACGGGAGCGGCAGCGGCAGCAGCUGCAGCAGCCGCAGCCGCAGCUAGCGGUCAGUUGGGCCAGCCCCCAGUCGGAUCAGUUGGAGUGAUGCAUCAUGGCGGCAGUAAUAACACAAUAACGUCUUCGUCAUCGCAAACAACCUCGUCGUCGUCGCUGCACAAUGGAUCGAGCAAUAACAAUGGACCGACGAUGAAUGGCCCAAUGGGUUCAAUGGUGGCAUACAAUGGAACUGGGAGCUCCCUAACCAAUGGCUAUCCGUCGGAUGUGGUCAAUUGUUACACGUCGAUCGGCCAUCUUCACCACCAGCAGCAGCAACAACAACAACAACAGACACAACACAACUUAGUCAAUAACAAUAGUUCGUUGGUAGGCAAUGCAGGAAUGUACGGUCAGAGUCAUCUACGGUCCGGUGGCCGAACUAUCGGAACCCUUAACAAUGGUCUAGUAGGCCACGGGUCCAAUGUCAAAAUGCAGAAAGCACUCAAUAACGGUGAUAACCAUAUCUAUCAUUGUAACGGUAUGACAGGAAAUCGCUCGCUUCAGGAUGGCGACUACGAGGUGAUCGUCGUGGAUGAGAACAACUCCUCGGUCAUCGCCGACAACGAGUCUCACUCGAGUGGUCCUCUGUCGAUCAAGGCGUCUACAUCUCGCCGAACUUCGUCCGUUUAUGGGUCUCCGACCUCUCCCGGAAGUCAGACAGGUGGAAAUAAUAACAAUAACAACGGGAUCGAGCCAUCAACCAAUUCUACUACUACAACUACUAACACUAGGUAUCCGGCAACAACCACAACUAUCACUACAACUAGCAUAAGUACGGUUCAAGAUCGGCCCCUCUCGCCGAAAGGCUCUCAGUUGAGAUCCCCACAGAAGUCUCCGAAGAGUGUCGACUCGGAUGCGGCUUCGUUGAAUCUCAACUCGACCGAAAACGACGCCCCGGAGGUGGAAACGUCGAGCGAGAUCAUGGCCGACGACAACAAACCGACCAACUCGAACGACGAAAGCUGGACCGACGUCAAUCUGAACGACGAAGGUCCCACGGACAGUGGUGGAAUAGCGGCCGUCAACAAGUCGAUAAUGCGCGGUGCCAUCCCGGAAGUGCCCAUUAGUCAGCUCUCGUCAGCACCGAUCAUGGGAGGUGGAGAUCACUCGAGCAAGCUGGAGUCGGAUAUCUCGGUGGUUCGAGUACCAGACAACUACCAAUCUUCGUCAGCUCGGGGUCGACCGGAAGAUUUGAGCUUGAAGGCUCCGUUCGUGGGUCAGAUACCGAUGACGAUUCCUUCGCGAGAGGCUAGCUUGACCCAGAAGUUGGAGAUCGCUCUGGGUCCGGUUUGCCCGCUGCUGCGAGAGAUCAUGGUAGACUUUGCUCCGUUCCUUUCGAAAACCCUGGUCGGAUCGCAUGGUCAAGAGUUGCUGAUGGAAGGCAAGGGCUUAACAACAUUUAAGAAUAGUCACUCGGUUGUGGAGCUGGUCAUGUUGCUCUGCUCCCAGGAAUGGCAAAACAGUCUACAGAAACACGCUGGCUUAGCGUUCAUUGAACUGAUCAACGAGGGAAGAUUGCUUUCCCACGCCAUGAAAGAUCACAUCGUAAGGGUGGCAAAUGAAGCCGAAUUUAUACUUAAUCGAAUGCGAGCUGAUGACGUCUUGAAACAUGCCGACUUUGAGUCACAGUGCGCUCAAACGCUGUUGGAACGGCGUGAAGAAGAGCGUAUGUGCGAUCACUUGAUCACCGCCGCUCGAAGGCGUGACAAUGUCAUCGCUAGUCGACUGUUGGAAAAGGUUCGCAACAUCAUGGGCAACAGACACGGUGCUUGGGGAGAUAGCAGUGGAGCGUAUCAGAAGCAAAUCUUCUGGAAGUUGGAUGCUUGGGAGGAUGACGCCAGAAGGAGAAAGCGAAUGGUUCAGAACCCUAGGGGGUCGACUCACCCUCAGGCAACACUCAAAGCGUCGCUUGAAAACGGAGGUGGAGACGAAGGUCGAGAAUCGGCACGGGAUGAAAUCUACUCCCAGAUUGCCGUUCCACGUUCACAGCAACCGGACUUGCUAGAUGACUCCGAGCUACUGAUAGAAGACCGUGAACUAGAUCUGGACCUCACUGGUCCCGUGAACAUUAGCACCAAGGCUAAGCUCAUCGCACCCGGAUUGGUCGCGCCAGGAACUAUGUCAAUUACCUCUACGGAGAUGUACUUUGAGGUAGACGAAGAUAACCCCGAAUUCCAAGGUAUCGAUCAGGAAGUUCUCAAGUACUGUGAUCAUCUUCACGGAAAGUGGUACUUUUCCGAAAUUCGUGCCAUCUUCUCCCGCAGAUACUUGCUGCAAAACGUAGCGCUGGAGAUAUUCCUUGCGAGUAGAACAUCGAUCCUGUUUGCAUUCCCCGAUCAACACACCGUGAAGAAGGUGAUCAAGGCUUUGCCACGCGUCGGUGUCGGUAUCAAGUACGGUAUCCCGCAAACGCGUCGCGCCUCAAUGAUGUCCCCGCGUCAACUUAUGAGAAACUCCAACAUGACCCAAAAGUGGCAACGGCGAGAAAUUUCCAACUUCGAGUAUCUAAUGUUCCUAAACACCAUUGCUGGUCGAACGUACAACGAUCUCAACCAGUAUCCGGUGUUCCCCUGGGUCCUUACAAACUACGAAUCGCGAGAACUAGACCUCAGUCAACCCUCUAACUAUCGAGACCUUUCCAAACCGAUAGGAGCUCUGAACCACUCGAGACGCGAAUACUUCGAGGAACGCUACGAAAGCUGGGACACCCCUGGAAUACCUCCCUUCCACUACGGAACUCACUACUCGACGUCGGCUUUUGUGCUGAACUGGCUCAUCCGAAUCGAACCUUUCUCCACAAUGUUCCUAGCCCUGCAGGGUGGAAAAUUUGAUCACCCUGAUCGAUUGUUCUCCUCCAUUGCGCUAUCCUGGAAGAACUGUCAACGAGAUACCUCGGACGUCAAAGAACUCAUCCCGGAAUGGUACUUCCUACCGGAGAUGUUCUACAACUCAUCCGACUACCGGCUAGGCCGACGAGAGGACGGCAACAUCGUCAGCGACGUUGAACUACCGCCAUGGGCAAAAACUCCCGAAGAGUUUGUCCGAAUCAACCGAAUGGCUCUGGAGUCGGAGUUCGUAUCAUGUCAAUUACACCAGUGGAUCGAUCUAAUAUUCGGCUACAAACAGCGCGGACCGGAAGCCAUGCGUGCCACCAACGUAUUCUACUACCUCACCUACGAGGGAAGCGUCGACCUGGACACGAUAUCCGAUCCCGUAACCCGGGAAGCGAUCGAGAAUCAGAUCAAGAACUUCGGCCAAACGCCCAGUCUGCUGCUGAUGGAACCGCAUCCUCCGCGAAGCUCGGCCAUGCACCUGUCGCCGAUGAUGUUCAACACCAUGCCGGACGACGUGUGCAUGUCCCUCAAGUUCCAUCUGAACUCGCCGAUCAUCCACAUCUCUGCCAAUACCUACCCUCAGCUGCCACUGCCUUCGGUUGUGACCGUCACUGCGGGUCACCAGUUUGCAGUCAAUCGAUGGAACUGCCAAUACACCGCUAGCAUCCAGAGCCCUAGCUACGCCGAAUCCGCCCAGAACAUCAACGCGAACCUGCCGCUGACGAUGGACCCACUGCUUUCUCAAAUCAACGGUAACAACAACAGCCAACAGCAAAACCGCCGGCAUUUGGGUGACAACUUCAGCCAGAAGCUGCGCAUCAAAUCGAAUUGCUACGUCACCACCGUCGAUAGUCGGUUCUUAAUCGCUUGCGGCUUUUGGGACAAUAGCUUCCGAGUUUUUUCGACAGAAACGGCUAAGAUCGUGCAGAUUAUCUUCGGACAUUUCGAUGUGGUGACGUGUCUGUCCCGUUCGGAGUGUAACAUCACCUCGGAUUGUUACAUCGCAUCGGGUUCGGCCGAUUGCACCAUCCUGCUGUGGCACUGGAACGCACGAACCCAAAGUAUCGUUGGAGAGGGAGAGAUACCAACUCCACGAGCUACACUCACGGGUCACGAAACCUCCGUUACAUCGGUUGUGAUCAGCGCCGAGCUCGGCUUGGUGGUUUCCGGAUCGAUAAACGGUCCGGUGCUGGUGCACACCACCUUCGGCGAUCUGCUGCGCUCGCUGGAGGCCCCAGCGGAAUUCAUCUCCCCGGAGAACAUCACCCUGUCGCGGGAAGGCUUCAUCGUGGUCAACUACGACGAGGGCAACGUGGCGGCGUACACCAUCAACGGAAAGCUGCUGCGACAUGAGUCGCACAACGAUAACUUACAGUGCAUGCUCCUAUCCCGCGAUGGGGAGUACUUGAUGACCGCAGGCAACAAGGGUAUCGUGGAGGUUUGGCGGACGUUCAACCUGGCUCCGCUGUAUGCGUUCCCCGCCUGCAAUAGUGGGAUUCGAUCGUUGGCGCUGACCCAUGAUCAAAAAUAUUUGCUAGCGGGGUUGGCCACCGGCUCGAUCAUUGUGUUCCACAUCGACUUCAACCGCUGGCACCACGAGUACCAGCAACGUUACUGAAACUCGUCCCUGCGCUACAUCACGAUCACCCGGGCCGGCGAGGAAGAGCUGCAAUAUCGCCAGACGCCUCCCUCGCACUAAACGAAAGAAGAGGAAAAACGGCUUGCGGCGUGAGCGUGAUGAUUUGAAAUAUUCAUCUGUUUUAUCUCCUAAGCGUAUAGAUACACCUACCUUAUUAGCAGUUCUACUUUAUCGAUGCAAUCUACAGAGAGAAGGAGCGGAAGAAGAAGGAGGAGCAAGUGUAUAGAAAAAAAAUGUGUACUUAAACAUAAACCUGGAGGAUGCCAAAUUCUUGUUAUCGGAGCCGAUGCGCGGAGAAGUUGUUACUUAUUGUCUAGAAAUUCGAAACUGUUCAAACAUGUGCACAUUCGUUCAUAUUAAGAUGAAGAAACUAAGCAAAAUUAGUAAUGAAAAAUUUAUCAUAAAACAACUGCAGAAAAAAAACUACACUCUAAAGGUAGUGAAAAGCUUUCGACAGUUUUAAAUGCAUUCCCGCAAAAGCAGGCGCUUUUCGCGGUCUCGUAGCAACAAAAACUGAUGAUGCAGCUACAGUGUUUAGAUUUAACGCCAGCCUACUUUAUCGACGGGGAAAUUCUCAAAAACUAUGAGAAUAUAGGUUAAGUCAAGGAGAGAAGGGGUGAAAGCAUGAUUGACUUGAGAUAAAGUCGUGAGGGUAUGAAACAAACAAAACCAAUGCCAAAAUUGAUGUAUUCAAACAGGUGACAUGAGAAAGACAGAAGCGUCAACAAUUAAAGACAGGAUUCAAGACGAGGUUUUUAAAAGUUCUAACGAAACAUUCUUUCGAUAAAAAAAAACACAAACGCAUUUACAUUUAGAUCACUGGAUGAACAGAGUUUAGCCACCAUAAUUUUACUGAGAAACUAAGAAGAGAAGCGAUGUUUACCGACUUGUAAGAAUGAGUUUGUACGAUUCCUAACAGAGAAAGAAGCAUAAAUCAAGGUUGCCAAAUGACGAGACGUCCAAACAGGUCGGUUAAACAGUUUUAAGUAAAACAAAACCGCAAACACUUUGAAUUCGAGCAGAAUGUAAGUUUGAAUAUUAAAAAAAAAACACUAAAUUAGAAGCCAGCAAUGUGAAUCAGAGGAUCGAAUCAAGGUGAACACAGUUUUUAAGGUUAUCCGUCCGCAAAUAUUUACAUAAACCUUAACACACACAUAGCAACAAACAAAAGACAACAAUUAAAAACAAAAAUCAGUGGAAGAAAGCACUAGAAAUCGCAGCACAUUCCCCAUGUUGUGUUAGUUUGCCACUCUUGGUGGAAACACCUUUAACAAUAAAUCACAGAGAAACAAGUUGUCAAAAUCAAAAAAAAAAAUAAAAAAAAAACUAAAAUGUAUACAUAAAACAUGAGAUAAAAUUAAUCUUUCACGUGCCAAGCAUUUUUCGAUAAUCCUGCCCCCCCAACAAAAAAGAAUGAACUUAAAUCGAGCGCGAAAACAUAAAAAAAAUAACCUUACACCCUUAGCAGCACAGAAAAGCAUUGCUUAUCUUUAAUAACAAACUCUACUCUAAACAAAAAAAAAAAAGAAAAAAAAGCUUGCAAUUUUUGUAAAAUGAUCGUUGCCUCUUUAAAAAUAAAAUCGGACGGAACACAGUGGAUAAGUUCUAAAAGAAGAGAAAAAAACAAACAAAAAAAGUUUAAGCAAAAUAAAACGCGAGGAGAAAAAAAAACCGAAAACUAUUUUCGAUCCGACAAAGUCAGGACUGUCUGUGUGUAUGUGUAUGUAAGUGUGCAUGCAAUUUUCCGUCCAGAUUGCUUGUUUUGAUUUAGCUGUGCAUGAAUAACCGGAAGAGAAAAAAAACACGAAAAGGAAUGGACAAAUUAACCCGCCGUCUUCGAUUGUCAUUUUAUGUUAUUAGUUGUAUUUUUUUAUUUUGCACUUGCAGAAUGACGUUGGUAAAAACUUCGAGAAAAAUUAGGUUACUAUUAAAUCAACAGGCGUAGAAAAAUACAAACUGCUCAACACACUUUGCUCAUUUUAAACUUGCAUGAAGACGAUCAAACUUCAAAAUAUCAAUCAUUUCAGACAUUUUUACAAGAGAAAAUUUUACUGUAUCCCUCUAUUGAUUAAUUUUGGUAGGCUUUCAUUGGAAAGAGAAAGUUUUAAACAACUAAAUGACUCCACAAAAUGAUUUUUGAAUUUAUUUAAUUAAAAUUUAAGUAUUAAGAAAUUCGGAAAUACGGAUUAUCAAAAUAUUGGAUUACCAUAUUUCAAACUUGAAUUUCGGAGUUCAAAAUUCUAAGUUCUGUGGUCUGAACUCUGAGUUGUGAGGUUUAAGAUCAGUUUCCGAAUUUUGCCGUCUGAUUUUGAGUUCUAAGCUCUGAGUUCAAAACUCAAAACUCAGAGUUCAGAGUUCUAACUUCGAAGUUCUGAAUUCUGAGUUCGAAUUCGAGAGUUCUAUGUUCAGAGAUCAGAGUUCUAAGUUCUGAGUUUUAAGUUCUGAGUUCUAAGCUCUGAGUUCCAAGUUCUGAGUUCUGAAUUCUAAGCUCGAGGUUCUGAGUUCAAAGAUCUGAAUUCUCAGUUCUUUUGUCAGAGUUCUAACUUCUAAGCUCGGAGUUCUGAGGUCUGAGGCCUGAGUGUUGAGUUCAGAGUUCAGAGUUCAAAGUUCAGAGUUCAGAGUUCAGAGUUCAGCAAUCUCAGUUCUAUGUUCUGAGUUAUAAAUUCUGAGUUUUAAUAUCUGAGUUUAGAAUUCAUAUUUCUUAUUACGAUUUGUGGAUUUUUGAGAACUACAUCCUUUGUAACUGUAAAAAAGAGACUUAUCCUUAACUUUAGAAAGAUUUUGAUUUCUGAACACCUCAUUGAUUUUGAAUGUUUCAUGGGUAAAAAUUAAGUUGAUAUCUAUCACGCUUACUGUUAAACAAGUACUUAAUUGGAAAGUAUUUUAUAAUUUACCCUCCAUAGUUUAUAGUUUUUCGCUAGUCUUUUGAGUUGUUAGGUUAAGAAAAUCAUUGUGCAGUAUUUUCUAAGUUGGUGUUGGUGUACACGGUUAGUUAAAGUGAAUCAAAUCUAGGGCAUAGAAAACCAAUUUUGAUGUUGCAGUUAGCUAGAACUUUGAUUGGGAAAAUAUAAAAAUUAAAAGAUAGGAAAUGCAUAUUUUAAUUUUCUUCUUUUUUUCAAAGUAGGCAAGCAAAAAUAUGUUCUGACGCAUGCGCAGUAGAAAGUUUAAUUUGAAAGUCCCUGGCACAUGUGCACCUUAAAUGGAAAAUAGAAACAAAGAUUACUGCAAACAAUUGAAAAAAAAACUCUUUAAACCACAGCAGAGGCAAACAAAUCCUAGCGUAGCCGUUAUUUUCAAAGAAGAAAGUUGAAAAAAAAAUUCACUCAAAAUAGUAGCAAAAAAUGUUUCCGAUUAUUUGAUCAAAAUCCAUCUUUAACCAAAAUAGAAUUAAAAAAAACAGCAAAACAAGCAAGAAAAACCGCAAAAAAUAAAACACGUGCACACUAAGCGUCGAGUAACUUGCACUUUUAAAUCAAUUUCUAUCUUUCGAUAAGCAAGCAAACCAGUAAAAUCUAGUUGAGCAUUUUUAAGAUAAACAAGCAAAAAAGAUGAGAAAACAAACAAGAAAGAAAUACAAAAUAAGCGUUUGCUUACAACGUGUAAAAUAGUGAAUACAAACGCUUACCGCCAGAAAGUGAAACUAGACAUCAGAGGCAUAUUGUGAGCAAGCAUCUGAAGUAAUCAACAGAAAAAAAAACAAGAUAAUCUGCGAUGUUUUAAUACCCUACUUUUUAUAACGCUAGAAUAAAUGAUAAACAAUAUUAGUGGGAAAAAAGAUUGAAACUUUAAGAAACCAGUUGUAAAAAGCAAAACCUUAGCCGGAAAGUCCCAUUUAAGCUUAAACAUUGCAUACAGUCUGGUUACGAGUAAUCGUAACCCGAAGCAAUACACUUUGGUUAGCCUUUUAUCGGUCACAUUACACUGCUACACGGAUAAACAAAACCAAAACAAUGAGAACAGCAAAGAAAAAUAGUUGUAGUGGGAAGCGUUAGUAAGCGUUAUAGAAAAAAAACGCUUGAGCAUAAAUUGAAAACAAACAAUUAAAACAGGAGUAUCGCAAACAGAUGAAUGGAAUACAGAGAAAUAACUACAAACCCUUAGAAUACAACAUAAACACACCCACACAAAAACACACGCGCACUUGUAUUUAUGAGUAUGAGUAAUUGCAAAUACAACAAAUCCCCUAUAUUUUGUGAGACAUUAUUGCUAAACGAUAAACGAAAAAAAAACAAAAAUGACUAAACUACUAAAUCCUUAAUCCUAUGAAUUACUUGAUUAAAGUCAAACACAGAGAAGAAGAAAAAGUAACAGAUUAGCCAACUAAAAUAUGAGAAAAGAAAAAUGGUUGCAAAACAUUCGGAAAUCUAAACAAAAAAGACGCUAAUGCUGAGCAUGAAAUAUUAAAAAAAAACAUUCCGGUUAGAUAAUUUAGGAAGAUCCAAACUAGUUUCGAAGAUGCUUAACUACAACAGAAAAGAUGCAAAAUAACAGAAGCAAACACAAAACAAAACAAAAACGUGCAAUCGUAAACAGAAAAAGAACAACAUGUUGUGUGCACUGAGAAAAAAAAAUCGGAUCGGACCGGACUUGCAUUCUGGUUUGAUAUUUAAUCAGCUGCUGGGAAGAAAAAAACAUAAAGUUAAAAUAAAAUGAAGAAAAAAAAUCAAAGAAGCAUUGUUACUAAGCCCAAUUUAUUGUAAAAUAAAUUAAAUAACAUUAUCA
This is a messenger RNA of Uranotaenia lowii, 15610 nucleotides long. RefSeq names its product neurobeachin (gene rg). Lineage: Eukaryota; Metazoa; Arthropoda; Insecta; Diptera; Culicidae. The transcript is spliced from 24 exons. The coding region runs from base 863 to 10867 and encodes 3334 amino acids. Gene Ontology annotation, biological process: intracellular protein localization. Gene Ontology annotation, cellular component: cytosol; membrane. The record is from RefSeq and is a predicted model, not a curated record. Gene Ontology annotation, molecular function: protein kinase binding.